AAGAAGGAAAGAAGGAAAAAAACUCCGCCCUUUUCUGUACACUUAAAACCCUACCUAAUUCUUACAAGCCCUCCGAAUCUUCUCGCCUCCGGAUUUUUCGGCUCCCCUCUUUUUUUUUGGUGAAAAUCGGCUCCCCUCUUUCGAAUCCUUACGUACAUACAUGGUUAGCCAAGAAAGAUCCAUCUCUUCUCCGCUCUUUGGUUCAUCAGUCGAAGCAGAGCAAAGAAAGAAAAAGCGAACACAGCCGAAAGCUUCUCACUCUCCCGAUCAGUGCCUCUGAUGGGUAGAAAUCUAAUUCUGGUGCUCCGUGAGGAGCUCGAAAACCUCGACAAGGACCCGGACAGUCGCAGGGCCGCCAUGAAGGCUUUAGAAUCUUAUGUCAAGGAUCUGGACUCUAGAACCAUCCCCCUCUUUCUUGCUCAAAUCUGUGAAACCAAGGAGCCGGGCUCAUCCUUCGGCGAGUGCAGGGUAUCCCUGUUUGAGGUUCUUGCAAGGGUCCAUGGCCGCGGCAUGGUGCCACAUAUUGACAGCAUCAUGUCGAUGAUCAUACAGACAUUGCUUUCGAGCGCUGGAUCUUUCGCCCUCCAGCAGGCAUGCUCCAAAGUCGUUUCUGCAAUUGCUCGGUAUGGUAUCGAUCAUUCCAUGCCGGAUGAUGAGAAGAGGAGGAUUGUUUCCUCCCUCUGCAAGCCGCUCUCUGAUUGUCUGAUGGGUCCCCAGGAGAGUGUCGCCUCCGGGGUGGCUCUAUGCCUGAAGGCUUUUGUGGGGUCCGAUAACUGGCAGUUUGCAUCGGAUGAAUUGGUGAAUGAAGUCUGCCUAAAAGUUGCUGGGGCUCUUGAGGAGAAGCAGACUCAGACGAGUUCUCAUUUGUCAUUGGCUGUGGCUCUACUGAAGGACAAUGCUCUGAUAGUUGAGGCUUAUGCAAGGUCUCUCGUGAGAUCUGGCUUACAGAUUUUGUGUGCUGGUGUUAAAGAUAGCGAUUCUCGGGUAAGGUUAUCAGCCAUUCAGAUGAUUAAUAUCUUGAUGAAGUAUGUCGAUUCGAGGAGCAUUUUUUCAGAAAUUCCAAACAUUGUUGAUGUCAUGGGGAAAUGCCAGAGGGAUCAUAUGCUGAAUGUCAGAGGUGCAGCUUUCGAGGCAUUACAGACUGCUAAGACAAUAGCUGCAAAGAAAGGAUCUAGAUAUGAAGUCUCUCCUAAUCCAAUCAUUGGUUUAGAUUUUGAUAGGAGAAACAAUGGGGGAAAGUUAUGGGCAGCCAAAGAUCAUAUAGUCAAGAGGGGUGCUGGUUCUCCUGAAGUUCCCACGCCCGAGUCACAAACUGCUGUUUCUUUUGUUGAUUAUGAUGCUUUUGUGGAUUCAUUAUUCCCAGUUGAGCAAUCAUCUUGUGACUUUGUGUGUGCUAGACAUGACAAAAGAAGGUCGUGGAGUGGUGACUUUGGUGUGGUGGGCAGGACAUUGAAAGAUGGCUGCCUUUGCAAGGCUGGCUCCAGUCGUGGUAGUUCAGUAAUUCAUUUUGAGCAGUCUAAAAAUGGAGGGCUAAGUGAGACACACAAAGAGCACUCAGAGACAUUGUCUGAAGUUGCCCGGCCCAGCAUCACAUAUUUGGAAACAAGAGCCAUUACUCCCAGUCCUCAGGUAUCUAGACGAUAUCUUACUGCUGACGACAUAAAGGCAUGCUCAACUCCGCAUAAGAUUCUCCGUUCUCAUCAGAAUUCAGUAAAUCCCAGCUUGGAGGACCUUGAGCAAGAAUGUAGUAAGAUGUCAAUGAGCACAGCCUUAGGUGAGGUGCAGUGGAACCAUGCAAGGGCAGUAAGUGCGAAUGAUCUCUCACAGAAUUUGAACCGUGAGGUUAAAGGAAGAAGGAAUCAUGAAAGCAGGAGAGAGUUGGACAAUCAGCAGCAUAUCCUGGGUGCUGUCUUGGUGACAGAAACCACUGACUCGGCGUCGUCUGUGGGUGAUCAUCAUGCAGAUAGUGCUUGCAGAGACUUUUUCGGAUCAGAUUGUGAAGGCAGAAAUGAAAGUCGAAUGCCACGCAAAAGGAGUAUAUGUGGUAGAGCUGCUCUCCAUUUUAUCUGUUGCCUUUGCAUAAUUUUUCUUGCGGUUGUCUUAUCAGAGUGGUGGAUUGAUGAUGAUGAGCCUUCUUAUGUAGUUCCAACAUAAAUGCCAAGGCACGGUGGACUGACAAUGAUGAGAUUAUGUAGUUCCAUCGUAAUGCCCAGUCCUUGUUGACAUUUUUUGUUUUUGUUUCUGAUUUUGUUUUUCUUGCAAUUAAUGUUGUUGUGCAUAAUGCUGAGUUUUCUAAAAUUUUUCUAUGACAGUUUUGUAUUUUGACUGGCUAUAUACAUAAUAUGCUCUUACUAUAAUUAGAAUAGACUAUCAGCAAAAUGACUAGAGCUAAUGUGCAGUUUUUAGGUUACAGCUCUAAAGAAUCAGAGAUAUUUGUAUAUGGUUGCUGUUUUGGGGUUUCCCUGAGUUGUACA
Messenger RNA from Phoenix dactylifera (date palm), 2474 nucleotides. RefSeq names its product protein SINE1-like. The record is from RefSeq and is a predicted model, not a curated record. Gene Ontology annotation, cellular component: microtubule. Gene Ontology annotation, molecular function: microtubule binding. NCBI's taxonomy places the organism in Eukaryota, Viridiplantae, Streptophyta, Magnoliopsida, Arecales, Arecaceae.